AUGGCAGGAGUAAAAGAGACCAGCGUUCCAUUUUCAAGGGACUCAUUGGAGCAAUUAUUGAAAAGAAGAUUCUUUUACGCACCUUCUUUUGAAAUCUACGGAGGAGUCGCCGGAUUGUUUGAUUUUGGCCCUCCAGGAUGUGCGUUCCAAAACAACAUCAUUGAUGCUUGGAGAAAGCAUUUCAUUUUGGAAGAAGACAUGUUGGAGGUAGAGGCAACCAUGUUGACCCCCUACGAAGUGUUUAAAACCUCAGGUCAUGUUGACAGAUUUUCGGAUUGGAUGUGCAAAGAUUUGAAAACCGGUGAGAUUUUCAGAGCUGACCACUUGGUAGAGGAGGUUUUGGAAUCAAGGUUGAAGGGAGAUAAAUUGGCAAGAGGAGAAAAUGUCAAGGAAGAAGAGGAGGACGAAAAUAAGAAAAAGAGAAAGAAGAAGGUUAAGGAAAUUAAGCAUGUGAAAUUAGACGAUAAGGUUGUUGAAGAAUAUGAAAAUGUUCUUGCUCAAAUUGAUGGAUACUCUGGUCCACAAUUGGGUGAAUUGAUUACAAAGUUUGAUAUCACCAAUCCAGGAACAGGUGGAAAGUUGGAACCACCAGUGGAAUUCAACUUGAUGUUUGAUACUGCAAUUGGACCAUCCGGUAACUUGAAAGCAUAUUUGAGACCAGAAACAGCACAGGGUCAAUUUUUGAACUUUAGCAAGUUGUUGGAAUUCAACAAUGACAAGAUGCCCUUCGCAUCCGCAUCGAUUGGGAAAUCUUUCCGUAACGAAAUUGCCCCAAGAGCAGGUUUGUUGAGAGUUCGUGAAUUUUUGAUGGCUGAGAUUGAACAUUUUGUUGAUCCAGAAGACAAAUCGCAUGCCAAGUUUGACGCAGUGAAGGAUUUGAAGUUGAAGUUCUUGCCUAAAGGAGUACAGGAAUCUGGGUCAAGUGAGCUUAUAGAGAAAACUGUUGGUGAAGCAGUCAGCUCAGGUAUGGUCGACAAUGAGACCUUGGGAUACUUUAUCGCUAGAAUAUAUUUGUUCUUGACCAAGAUUGGUACUGACCCUUCCAGAUUGAGAUUUAGGCAACACAUGUCCAACGAGAUGGCCCACUAUGCCUCGGAUUGUUGGGAUGCAGAAUUGCAAACAUCCUAUGGAUGGAUUGAGUGUGUUGGUUGUGCUGAUAGAUCAGCUUACGACUUGUCUGUGCAUUCAGCAAGAACUGGUGAAAAGCUUGUGGUGAGACAACCAUUGGCAGAACCUCGCGUUGUGGAGAAAUUUGAAAUUGAAAUUGCAAAGAAGAAGUUUGGACCAAAAUUCAGAAAAGAUGCUGGUGUUGUUGAAAAAUGGCUCUUGCAAAGGACCCAAUGUGAAUUGGAGGAUUUGGGUGAAGAGUUGAACAAGAAUGGAAAGAUUUCUGUUCAAAUCAAAGACAUUGAUGGUGUUGUUGAAUUGGAUGCUGAUCUCAUCAGCAUUUCAAAGGUAAAGAGAACUGAGCAUGUUCGAGAAUACAUUCCAAAUGUUAUCGAACCAUCUUUCGGUAUUGGGCGUAUACUUUACUCCAUUUUCGAGCACCAAUUCUGGGCCAGAGGGGACGACGCAGACAGAGGAGUUUUGUCGCUUCCACCCAUUGUUGCACCAACCAAGGUAUUGUUGGUACCAUUGUCCAACAGUGCAGAGCUUCAACCAAUAGUCAAGAGCGUUUCAAAUGUGUUGAGAAAGGAGAAGAUUCCAUUCAAAGUAGACGACUCCUCUGCUUCAAUCGGUAAGAGAUACGCCAGAAAUGAUGAGUUGGGUACCCCUUUCGGUAUCACCAUUGACUUUGAAUCUGUAAAGGAUGAAUCUGUCACUUUGAGGGAAAGAGAUUCGACAAAGCAAGUUAGAGGUUCAAUCAAGGACAUCAUUGAAGCUAUCAAGCAAAUCACCUACUCUGAGGUUUCUUGGGAAGAAGGAACUUCCAAACUCAAAGCUUUUGAGUCAUGA
Molecule: messenger RNA, 1956 nt
Organism: Lodderomyces theae
Lineage: Eukaryota; Fungi; Ascomycota; Pichiomycetes; Serinales; Debaryomycetaceae
Gene: GRS1
Product: glycine--tRNA ligase
Exons: 1
Coding region: 1-1956 (651 amino acids)
Biological process (GO): mitochondrial glycyl-tRNA aminoacylation
Cellular component (GO): mitochondrion; cytoplasm
Molecular function (GO): ATP binding; glycine-tRNA ligase activity
Source: RefSeq, a predicted model, not a curated record